This is a messenger RNA of Lolium rigidum, 1774 nucleotides long. RefSeq names its product F-box/FBD/LRR-repeat protein At5g53840-like. NCBI's taxonomy places the organism in Eukaryota, Viridiplantae, Streptophyta, Magnoliopsida, Poales, Poaceae. The coding region runs from base 1 to 1542 and encodes 513 amino acids. The transcript has 3 exons. Gene Ontology annotation, molecular function: protein binding. The record is from RefSeq and is a predicted model, not a curated record.
AUGCCAGGAGCUCCUCCUCGAAGCCCAGGCCACCGGUCCUCUUGUGGCGCCGGGGUGGGGCGCGUGCCUGCUGAUGAUAUCAUGUCCGCUCUCCUCACGUGCCUCCCCGACCCUCCAUUCUCCGCCGCCCGCGGCCGCGGGACCCUCUUCUGCGGCGCCGCCGGCGUGGAGGACCGCAUCAGCCACCUACCCAAGGCACUGCUCUCCGACAUCAUCUCCCGCCUCCCGGCCAAGGAUGCCGCCCGCACCACCACGCUCUCCACGCGCUGGCGCCGCCUCUGGGCCUCCACGCCGCUCGUCCUCGACGACGCCGACCUCGUCGUCUUCCCCCAGCGCGGGGGCCCGCCGAGAAUCGACUGGGCAGCCGUCUUCGCCGCCGUCGACCGCAUCCUCACCUCCCACCCGGGCCCCUUCCGCUGCGUCCACCUCACCGUCUGCUACAUGGCCCCGCACGGGGGCGCGCUCGCCCGCUGGCUCCGCCUCCUCGCCGCCAAGCGCGUGGAGGACCUCGUCUUCGUCAGCAGGCCGUUCCCCGUCCACGUGCGCCUCCCCGCCGACGUCCUACGCAUCUCCUCCCUCCGCCGCCUCUACCUCGGGUUCUGGCAUCUACCAGAUCUCUUGCCCGGCCUUCCCCGCGGCCCCGAGGUCUUCCCGCACCUCCAGGAGAUCGGCCUCUGCCACAACGCCACCCGCAGCGCACUGAGCGCCGAGGUGAUCGAGCACUUGCUCCAGUGUAGCCCCGUGCUCGAGAAGCUCGCGAUUAUCCUCAACUACGACGGUCCCACUCACUUCAGCGUCCGCAGCCGCAGCCUCCGCUGCCUGGUCUUGUGGAUGUCGUUGGCGCGGGAGCUCGCCAUCGUGGCAACCCCGCGUCUGGAGCGUCUUAUCCUCUGGCAGACCAUCCCGGGUUACCCCUGCGACUUCUUCGUCACCAAGCUCAAGAUUCGCAACGCUCCCGACCUGCGCGUCCUGGGCUACUUGGACCCAAGCAUCCACGUGCUCGAGAUUGGCAACACCGUCAUCCAGGCUGGAACAAGGAUGAGCCCAGCUAACAUGGUUCCAAGUGUCAAAAUCUUGGCUGUCAAAGUGCGAUUUGGAAUCCGCAAGGAGGCCAAGAUGAUCCCCACCUUCCUGAGAUGCUUUCCCGGUGUUGAGACAUUGCACGUCAUGUCCGAUGAAGCUGAUGAGCCCUCUGGCAAGUGCAAUCUCAAGUUCUGGCAGGAGGUAGCCCCCAUCGAUUGCCUGGAAGCACGUGUGAAGAAGGUGGUGUUCAGCCAGUUCCGGGGGAAGCGCAUGGAGCUUGCGUUCCUCAGAUUCGUCCUUGAGAGAGCUCAGAUACUGGAGAAGCUGGUUGUCGUGCUGGCCAACGGAGACACUGCCACGGAGGACGAUGAGACGUGCACCAAGCUGAAAGCUUUGGCCACAUCAAAACGGGCCAGCGAGAGCCCUCCUACGGUGGUGAUCGUUGCGCGCGAGGGAGACAGUGCUUGGUGCUUCCACAGGGCAUCUGAUCUUUCAGCAAGUGACCCCUUUGAUGGUUGAACAGCCCAGUUUCAUGUUUCAGCAUCCACAUUAGUACCAUGACAGUCGGCUCUUUCAAAAACUUUGGCAUAUGCCUUGCAUAGACAGAGUUCUGGCUGAUACAGUUAAGAUUUUCCACGAACUGACUGAACCUAGUGCCACCAUAUAGAAGAUAGACUCUGCACUUGAUGUGAUUUAUAGUCUUAAUUUAUGCACGUUUUCGUUUUCUUAUUAGGGAGACGUUGUUGCCACA